AUGGCCUCCAUGUUUGGCCAACAGCCUGAUGGGCUGGACGUAAUCCUUCAACGGCCGCGCCCAAGCAUUCUGGAGCAGUUCCGACGCAACCCCUCCGUAUUCCUAUCAAGAAUCGUCUACGAGUGGUGGCUAGACCGUGCCGCGUUUGCACAACCACUUUCAGACGCUGUGUCGGUCGUUUGCGUCUCGGACACCCACAACAGCCAGCCGACGCUCCCCGAUGGAGAUAUACUCAUCCACGCGGUGGACCUGACACAGUCAGGAUCUUUUAAGGAGACGCAGGCCGCGCUUGACUGGCUCAAGGGCCAACCACACCGGCACAAGAUCGUGAUAGCGGGCAACCACGAUCUGUUGCUUGAUCAGUCCUUGGACGAUAGGCCCAGAAGAUCGAACGCGAAGGAAGCGGGGGCGGAGCGCGCAGAACUCGACUGGGGAGACCUGAUAUAUCUUCAGGAUUCUACCGCAGAACUCGAGUGUCGCAAUGGCCGGCGACUUCGCCACUACGGAAGCCCACGAUCCUGUCGGCACGGUAACUGGGCCUUUCAGUACCUAAGAUCAGAGGGCGAGGCGCAAUGGUCCAAAAUGGUGCCCGACGACAUCGACAUCCUUGUCACCCACGGCCCACCGCGGGCACACCUCGACAUCCUCAAGAUUGGCUGUGUCGGCUUGCUCAAGGAACUGUGGAGGGUUCAACCGGCACUGCAUGUGUUUGGUCAUGUACACGAAGGCUAUGGAAAGGAGUGGGUGGGUUUUGAUGCCGUCCAGAAGGCAUAUGAGCGGGUUAUUCUUGCUGAUGGGGGCUUGUGGAAUCUCCUCUGCCUAUUUGGGGUGUUCUUACGUUGUCAGCUUCAGCCGUCACGAGUGUUCAAAUGCCUGCUCGUGAAUCCUUCUGCUGUUGGAGGACUGCGGGAUGAAAAGAGAAGAGAGCCGAUCAAAGUCUUGAUAUAG
Messenger RNA from Peronospora farinosa, 948 nucleotides. The record is from the annotation of a GenBank genome assembly. NCBI's taxonomy places the organism in Eukaryota, Oomycota, Peronosporomycetes, Peronosporales, Peronosporaceae.